Heterocephalus glaber (naked mole-rat) is the source of this 1112-nucleotide messenger RNA. RefSeq names its product myogenic factor 5 (gene Myf5). NCBI's taxonomy places the organism in Eukaryota, Metazoa, Chordata, Mammalia, Rodentia, Bathyergidae. Gene Ontology annotation, biological process: skeletal muscle cell differentiation; muscle organ development; positive regulation of skeletal muscle fiber development. The record is from RefSeq and is a predicted model, not a curated record. Gene Ontology annotation, molecular function: DNA-binding transcription factor activity, RNA polymerase II-specific; RNA polymerase II cis-regulatory region sequence-specific DNA binding; protein dimerization activity.
UCUGCCCUCGCUAAUUACCGGAGAAACUAACCCGGCUCCCGCCCCGGCCUCGCCCGCCCGCCGCAGCCCGUUCCAGUUUCUCCCUCCUCUCCCCCGCGGCGGCCCGGGUGCUGCCUGUCCCUCCGCGGGAUGGACAUGAUGGACGGCUGCCAGUUCUCACCUUCUCAGUACUUUUACGACGGCUCCUGCAUCCCGUCCCCCGAGGGUGAGUUUGGGGACGAGUUUGAGCCCCGAGUGGCCGCCUUCGGGGUGCACAAAGCGGAGCUGCAGGGCUCGGAUGAGGACGAGCACGUGCGAGCGCCCACAGGCCACCACCAGGCCGGCCACUGCCUCAUGUGGGCCUGCAAGGCGUGUAAGAGGAAGUCCACCACGAUAGACAGGCGGAAGGCGGCCACCAUGCGCGAGCGGAGACGCCUGAAGAAGGUCAACCAGGCUUUCGAGACGCUCAAGAGGUGCACCACGACCAACCCUAACCAGAGGCUCCCCAAGGUGGAGAUCCUCAGGAACGCCAUCCGCUACAUCGAGAGCCUGCAGGAGCUGCUGCGGGAGCAGGUGGAGAACUACUACAGCCUGCCGGGCCAAAGCUGCUCAGAGCCCACCAGCCCCACCUCCAACUGCUCCGACGGCAUGCCUGAAUGCAAUAGUCCCAUCUGGUCCAGAAAGAACAGCAGUUUUGACAGCGUCUACUGUCCUGAUGUAUCAAAUGUAUACGCCACAGACAAAAGCUCCCUAUCCAGUUUGGAUUGCUUGUCCAGCAUAGUGGAUCGCAUCACCUCUUCAGAGCAUCCAGGGCUGCCUCUCCAGGAGCCAGCCUCCCUCUCUCCAGUCACCAGCACGGAUCCACAGCCUGUAACUCCAGGAGCCUCCAGUACCAGGCUUGUGUAUCAUGUGCUAUGAACUAAUGUCCAGCCUAGAUCACUUCUGCCAGGAAGGCCUUCUACAAGGAGAAAGGAGGCCCGAUGUGCAGACAACCUGUAAAUAACAGUCCUUUUUCAUUGUAAAUUUGUAAAUACUACCUUGCCACUUUAUAAGAAAGUAUAUUUAACUAAAAGUCACUGUUACAAUUAAUACUUUCUCUUCUGUCUCCUCCUUUUCAUUUCUUUAUCUUCAUC